Molecule: messenger RNA, 1636 nt
Organism: Xiphias gladius (swordfish)
Lineage: Eukaryota; Metazoa; Chordata; Actinopteri; Istiophoriformes; Xiphiidae
Gene: rab2a
Product: RAB2A, member RAS oncogene family
Exons: 8
Coding region: 235-873 (212 amino acids)
Cellular component (GO): Golgi apparatus
Molecular function (GO): GTPase activity; GTP binding
Source: RefSeq, a predicted model, not a curated record
UAGUAUCCAAACACAUCGUGAAGUUUCCGAGGAUACCCUGAAGACAUCAUACUGUAGCGUGGCGAGGGCGGACCGUGUGACGUAGAGCGGAGGCUUUGGCUGUUUAUUGUUCCUUCCCCAGCACGGACAGAGAAAAACGGGCUAACAAGCUGCCUGCUACCUUUUUCACACGGUUCACGGUCGGUUUAACGAAGGUGUAACGGUCGAGACAACUGACUGUACAAAACAGGGGCCAUGGCGUAUGCGUACCUUUUCAAAUACAUCAUCAUCGGAGACACGGGCGUGGGAAAGUCAUGUCUACUACUACAGUUCACAGACAAGAGGUUUCAGCCAGUUCACGACCUUACCAUUGGUGUGGAGUUUGGAGCGAGGAUGAUCACUAUAGAUGGCAAACAGAUCAAACUGCAGAUCUGGGAUACGGCUGGUCAGGAGUCAUUCCGGUCCAUAACCAGGUCUUACUACAGAGGAGCUGCAGGAGCACUGCUAGUCUAUGACAUCACAAGAAGGGACACCUUCAACCACUUGACAACUUGGUUAGAGGAUGCUCGCCAACAUUCCAACUCAAAUAUGGUCAUCAUGCUCAUUGGCAACAAGAGUGACCUGGAGUCAAGGAGAGAGGUGAAGAAAGAAGAAGGUGAGGCAUUUGCCAGAGAACAUGGCCUCAUAUUCAUGGAGACCUCAGCCAAAACUGCCUCUAAUGUAGAGGAGGCUUUCAUCAACACAGCCAAGGAGAUAUAUGAGAAGAUCCAGGAGGGGGUGUUUGAUAUCAACAAUGAGGCUAAUGGCAUUAAGAUUGGACCCCAGCACCCUACCACCAACUCCACGCUGUCAGGUAGCCAGGGAGGCCAACAGGCUGGAGGGGGCUGCUGCUGAAGCCCCAAAACACACCUCCUCUUCCCUUAACCCCAACCCUUCCUCCUCCCUCUCACCCUCCCUGACCCUUCCUUGCAUUUCUACAGAACUGUCCAGGCUCACUAACAGUUUGUUAACCCCUCUCUACUGCUCGAUUCUUUCAUCCCUCUUUCCCUCUCUGUGUCUUUUUCUCUCUCUGUCUUUCAGUCAUGUCUUUCCCAAGUCUCUUGACCACACCUAUGGGUCUAGAGGCUGCGUUCUCAUAAUUAACCUGACCUCCUACAGUCUUAUGAGGAUAGAGUCAGCUUCACCUGCAGAUAUACCGACCAAAUUCUGAAGUUUUGCAAUUCACCCUUUUUUUUGUUAGAUAAACAGGUUUUAAUCUUUUAAUUUAAAAACAUCCAAGCAUUUUAAUUCAUGAGGAUGUUGUUGGGAUAAUUCAGUACCUCAGAAUCAUAAAAAAAAACAACUAUAUUUUCAGUAACAGUGAGUUGACUUUGUCCAGAUAGAGACAGGAUUGUGAGUAGAGAUUAAACACACUCUUAACAACUGACUAUAUGGAAUAAACCAUGUGCUGUGUUUUGUCUGUACACACAUUUGUACAUGUUUUUAAAGAAAAUUACACGGCACGUUGACAGCAGGACAUGUUUCUACAUGUUGAGUUAGUUUUCAUGCUGUGUCUGUGUGUAUAGGGAUGAUAUAGGUAUUCCACUGUCAGUUUGUAAGAUGUAGGAGGCAUUCAAGUCCCUCUGUAUUUUCUGUCCAUAAAACAAUCUGCAAAUUA